This is a messenger RNA of Ilex paraguariensis (yerba mate), 1685 nucleotides long. The record is from the annotation of a GenBank genome assembly. NCBI's taxonomy places the organism in Eukaryota, Viridiplantae, Streptophyta, Magnoliopsida, Aquifoliales, Aquifoliaceae.
AAUCGAAGUCGUCGUCGUCGUCGUCGUUAUAAUGUGACAACUACCUGGAUCCUCUCUCUCUCCCCCAUACAGACACAGAAUGAAAAGCCCGAACCCACUUUUCGGUCGCCGGAAUAGAACCUCUGGAGAGUUUUCCACACCGGACCGUGUGACCUACUCCCCUAGCUCCACAUACUCCUCCUCCUCGUCCUCCCAGAAGUCAACUUCCGGGCGAAACCCAGUCAAACUCGCCGCCAGAUCCGUUGCCGAAGCUUUUGUCUCUUGUUUCACUCCACCGGGGACCAAGAGUUCUACGGGCUUUGGUGAUUCUGGCACAUUCAAGCCUCAUUCUGUUGUAUCGGAUGGUUCUAGUAGUGCCGGUACCGAGAGGAGACGUAGUUCAAAUCGCGGAAUUUAUGUCAGUUCUGACAAUUCAACACAUAUGAGAGAGCCUGGAAGUAUAAAAUUCACCCUUGAGGAAAUCAACAUGGCCACAAAGAACUUCUCACCCACUUUAAAAAUUGGACAAGGCGGUUUUGGUGCAGUCUACAAAGGUCGACUUGAAGAUGGAACCAUUGUUGCAAUUAAACGUGCUAAAAAGAGUGUGUAUGAUAAACAUUUGGGAGUCGAAUUUCUAAGCGAGAUCCGAACUCUGGCAAAAGUGGAGCAUCUGAAUUUGGUGAAGUUUUAUGGGUAUUUGGAGCAUGAGGAUGAAAAGAUUGUUGUUGUAGAGUAUGUUCCCAAUGGCACCCUGAGAGAACACUUAGAUUGUACACGAGGCAAUGUUAUUGAUCUUGCUGCGCGGCUAGAUGUUGCAAUUGAUGUGGCUCAUGCAAUUACAUAUCUCCAUAUGUACACAGAUCACCCUAUCAUCCACAGAGACAUCAAGUCUUCCAACAUUCUCCUUACUGAGAACCUUCGAGCUAAGGUAGCUGACUUUGGUUUUGCCCGGCUGGCGGCUGAUAGUGAUUCAGGAGCCACCCAUGUAUCUACCCAAGUUAGAGGAACUGCUGGCUACUUAGACCCUGAAUACCUGAAAACUUACCAACUUACAGAGAAGAGUGAUGUUUAUUCAUUUGGAGUCUUACUUGUAGAGCUAGUCACAGGCAGACGCCCUAUUGAAGCAAAACGGGAACUCCAGGAUCGUGUAACUGCCAGAUGGGCCAUGAAGAAGUUUGCUGAAGGAGGUGCAAUUUUAAUCUUGGAUCCAAGGCUGGAAAGGACUGCUGCAAAUAGUUUGGCAAUAGAAAAGAUUCUUGAACUAGCCUUGCGAUGUUUGGCUCCUCAUCGACACAACCGGCCAUCUAUGAGGAAAUGUGCAGAGAUUCUAUGGAGUAUCCGAAAGGAUCAUAAAGAACUGGCAACUUCAGACACCCACUCUCUCUCUUCUCAUUCCCAAAAGAGCAUUACAAUUAGAGAAGAAUAAGCAAGUGUAUAUGAUCUUGUCCAAGAAUUCUCAUACAGGUUGUUUUAAUCUUCCAUUGGAUAUAAGAGAGCUGUGCAGUGGGAAAACAGAGGGUGGCUUGUUACAAGAAUGAGAAAAGGGAUUUAUUCAUAUUGUUUGGCUUUUGUGUAGAAAAUUCAGUUGAGGUGGAGAAUCAAGGAUCCUUGUAGUCUCCUGAUUUUGUAGUUGUUCAUAUUUGGAGAGCUAUAGGGUCAAAUUUGGCCAAUUCCUACAGGCAUUGUUGUGGUUUUGAAUUUUUGUC